Molecule: messenger RNA, 3134 nt
Organism: Ilyonectria robusta
Lineage: Eukaryota; Fungi; Ascomycota; Sordariomycetes; Hypocreales; Nectriaceae
Product: Cullin
Exons: 2
Coding region: 495-2996 (833 amino acids)
Biological process (GO): protein ubiquitination; ubiquitin-dependent protein catabolic process
Cellular component (GO): Cul3-RING ubiquitin ligase complex
Molecular function (GO): ubiquitin protein ligase binding
Source: RefSeq, a predicted model, not a curated record
AUCGGAUCCAUGCAGCAGCGCGGACAUAAAUUACGGCCGCUUCGUAACUUGAACCAUGACAACCGCCCCCAAGCUGGCCUGACGCCUGUCUCCGAGUUCCCCCUCGUACUCUGGGCCUUCCUUCAGCUGGACAUCCGGGGGAACUUCCAGAAUACCGCUCCGACCCUUCUCCCGCGUUCCUCGGCUGCGUGUGCCGUUGAGAGCCCUCGCCUGCUGCUAUUUACCCCACCAUCGCCAGCGCUCAGCGGCUGGUUCACGGCGACACCUUCAAGCAACCGCCCUCCCAACCGCCCUCCCCGACCACGAAUCGCUUUCCGCAGCCCCCGCGGCCCUGCACAAAUAGAAUCUCGCCGCCAUGAUCUCAGGGCGUGGUAGUGCUGGAGCGCGGACGGGGCGUAUUCGUCCGCCCCGUCGGAUUGUGCGUGUAAGUGCUGUGCUCCUACAUCGGUCUUGAGAAGGGGUCGGCAGCUGGUAGCUGGUAGCUGGGCUGGCCGAUGCCGCUCCUACCGUGCAUCAUCAACGCCACUAACCAUGUUCUAAUACAGCCAAAUGGACCCGGCGAAGGUGCUGAUUUCGAGGCGUGCUGGAACAUGCUGAGAGAAGCACUCCGCGACAUUCACAACAAGAACUGCAGCCGACUCUCCUUCGAAGAACUCUACCGAGCAGCCUAUAAGAUCGUACUCAAGAAGAAGGGUGAGGUGCUAUACGACCGCGUCAAGGAGUUUGAGGAGCAGUGGUUUGCCGAGCACGUCAUCCCUAAGAUUGAGAUCCUCGUCACCAAGAGCUUGAUCAACAUUGGAGUCGACCGAACCUCGGCCACGUCCGUCAACGAGAGGCGACAAACAGGCGAGAAGUUUUUGAAAGGGUUGCGAGAUACCUGGGAGGAUCACAACAUGUCCAUGAACAUGACGGCCGAUAUCCUCAUGUACCUCGACCGAGGAUAUACCCAACUCGAGUCCCAACGAGUCCCCAUCUUUGCCACCACAAUCGCCCUUUUCCGAGACCACAUCCUUCGCUCCUGCUUAAACUCCAACAGUCGAGCUAUGGUAAUCGAUAUCCUGAUCUCCGUCAUCCUUGAUCAGGUCAACAUGGAGCGAGAGGGCGAUAUUAUUGACAGACAUCUGAUCCGAAGCUGCAGUCGAAUGCUGAGCUGCCUCUACGAAACGGAAGAGGAAAACGAAAACGACAAGCUGUAUCUGACAGUCUUUGAACCUCGCUUCCUUGAAAACAGUAAGACCUUUUACUCCGCCGAAUGCGAGAGACUCCUCCGAGAAUCAGACGCAGGUGCGUGGCUGCGACAUACCCAGCAGCGGCUGAAUGAGGAAGUCGAUCGGUGCGGAACCACAAUUGAGCUGGAAACUUUACCAAAGGUCACCAAGACUAUCGACCAAGAGCUCAUCGUGAACCACCUGUCCGAGUUCUUAGCUUUGGAAGGCAGUGGAUUGAAGUGGAUGAUCGACAAUGACAAGAUUGAUGAUCUUUCCAUCCUUUACCGACUGAUCUCGAGGGUUGAUGAGAAGAAGAUUGCACUUCGAGACAUUCUGCAACGACGAGUGGUCGAGCUUGGUAUCGAGAUUGAGAACACGCUGAAGAGCACCGACUUUUCAACGGCCCAGGGCGAUGGCGAAGAAGGUGGCGACGGAGAGAAGGCAAAGGCCCUAAAUCCUGCGGCACAACAGACCGCAGCAGCUAUCAAAUGGGUGGAUGAUGUCCUGCGCCUAAAGGACAAAUUCGACAACCUCUGGUCCCAGUGUUUCCAGAAUGACUUGAUUCUUCAGAGCGCCCUCACCAAGAGUUUCUCCGACUUUAUCAACUUGUUUAGCCGGAGUUCCGAAUAUGUGUCUCUCUUUAUUGACGAUAAUCUGAAGCGAGGUAUCAAGGGCAAAACGGAGGCCGAAGUCGACGUUGUGCUGGAAAAGGCUAUUAUCCUGAUCCGGUACCUACAGGAUAGGGAUCUGUUUCAGACAUACUACCAAAGGCACCUGGCGAGACGACUUCUUCACGGGAAAUCAGAGAGCUCUGAUGUUGAAAAACAGAUCAUCUCCCGGAUGAAGCAAGAAAUGGGCCAGCAGUUUACUAGCAAGUUUGAGGGCAUGUUCAGAGAUCUAGUCACGUCCGCGGAACUUACAACCAACUACCGAGACCAUAUUCGCUCCGUUGGGGAUGGGGGCAAGACUAUCGACCUCCAUAUCAACGUCCUCACCACCAACUACUGGCCACCAGAGGUCAUGGGCCGUACGGCCCAGAUUGGCGAUGGGUCGCGCGUUACCUGUACCUACCCGCCCGAGAUUACGCGACUGCAAGCGAGCUUCGAACAGUUCUACUUGACGAACCGCAAUGGACGCAAGCUGACUUGGAUCGGCACCACGGGUAGCGCCGACGUCAAGUGCACAUUCCCUGCUAUCCCUGGCAAGUCUGGCCUACUCGCCCGAGAGCGUAGAUAUGAGAUCAAUGUCCCGACUUUCGCCAUGGUUGUGCUACUUCUUUUUAAUGAUCUCGAAGAAGGCGCAUCGAUGACGUUUGAGCAGAUCCAAGACAAGACUAGCAUUUCGACAUCAGACCUGAUGAGGACCCUGACAGCAAUCGCUGUUGCGCCCAAGUCUCGAGUCUUGCUCAAGGACCCCCUCACCAAAUCGGUCAAACCAGGGGACAAGUUUACAUUCAACGCAUCAUUCCAGAGCAAGACGAUCAGGAUCAAGGCCCCCAUCAUCAAUGCUGUUUCCAAGGUCGAAGACAAUACCGAGAGGAAGAACACCGAGGAGAAGAAUAACCAGACGAGAGCUCACAUUGUUGAUGCAGCAAUUGUGAGAAUCAUGAAGUCCCGCAAGGAACUCAGCCACUCGCAGCUGGUCAGCGAAGUCCUCUCACAACUUUCAAGUCGCUUCCGACCCGAGGUGUCUCUCGUGAAGAAACGCAUCGAGGAUCUCAUUGCAAGAGAGUAUCUGGAGCGGCCGGAUGAGGAUGGCUCGCCGUCGCUCUACCGCUAUGUCGCUUGAUCAUGGGUGUUGACGAUGUCACGAAUCACGAAGAGAAGAAAAUUAAAAUAUACUACAACCCGCAUAACAUUUUGGGGCAGGAUCACUGGUGAUUUAGCUAAGCAUAUGCAGGCUUUCCGUCCAAGCAUGGUCUUGGAC